AUGGACGCUGCUGGGGCCCCGGCCCCGGCCCCGGGCUCAGGCCGGAAGGAGCUGAAGAUUGUGAUCGUGGGCGACGGCGGCUGCGGCAAGACUUCGCUGCUCAUGGUGUACAGCCAGGGCUCUUUCCCCGAGCACUACGCCCCAUCCGUGUUCGAGAAGUACACAGCCAGUGUGACCGUGGGCAGCAAGGAGGUGACCCUGAAUCUCUAUGACACCGCCGGGCAGGAAGAUUACGACCGGCUGCGGCCCCUGUCCUACCAGAACACCCACCUUGUGCUCAUCUGCUAUGAUGUCAUGAACCCCACUAGCUACGACAAUGUUCUCAUCAAGUGGUUCCCCGAGGUCACACAUUUCUGUCGUGGGACCCCCAUGGUGCUCAUCGGCUGCAAGACAGACCUGAGGAAGGACAAGGAGCAGCUGCGCAAGCUCCGGGCAGCCCAGCUGGAGCCCAUUACCUACACACAGGGCCAGAGCGCCUGCGAGCGGAUCCAAGCCGCCCUCUACCUGGAAUGUUCUGCCAAAUUUCGGGAGAAUGUGGAGGACGUCUUCCGGGAGGCCGCUAAGGUUGCCCUCAGCGCUCUGAAGAAAGCACAGCGGCAGAAACAACACCGGCUCUGCCUGCUGCUCUGA
This is a messenger RNA of Rangifer tarandus platyrhynchus (Svalbard reindeer), 630 nucleotides long. The record is from the annotation of a GenBank genome assembly. NCBI's taxonomy places the organism in Eukaryota, Metazoa, Chordata, Mammalia, Artiodactyla, Cervidae.